CUACUGAGCCGCCGUCCAACUUUCCCUCAUCCUCCACCCACCCUCUUAUCACGUGAAUACAGAUCAGCUGACAAAAAAUCUCGUGGAUGCGGAAGAGGCUGUAGAUCAGGGCAACAUGGAAGGUGCACUGGAGCAUCAUUUGGAAGAUACAAUGAAGAAUCCGUCCAUUGCAGGGGUCCUGUGCACCGAUUCUCAGGGACUAAAUAUGGGCUGUCGUGGCACCCUUUCAGAUGAACAUGCAGGUGUGAUAUCUGUUCUAGCACAGCAGGCAGCCAAACUAACAUCUGAUCCAACAGAUAUUCCUGUGGUGUGCCUGGAGUCAGAUACUGGGAAUAUCAUGAUCCAGAAACAUGAUGGCAUCACAGUGGCAGUACACAAAAUGGCAUCCUAACCUCAUACACCUACAACAUUUUCUGCUGUUUAACAACUUGCCUUUGUGGAACAUUCUAAAGAUCUAACAUGCCUUGAAUGGCCAUUGUCACUAGGCAGUCUGACUGUAAAGAUUCUCUUGUGAAAGUUGGCAGGGAAUUUGGUUACUCUUAUUUUUUUGGAACCUCAUACUAUUAAGCCUGGAAUGCUUUCGUGUCUUGUAGCUGUAGAAACAGGACUUUAGGAGGUAUCAUCAAUCCUAGAAAUCAAAUAAAACAAAAUGUAUUGUGCAA
This is a messenger RNA of Hemicordylus capensis (graceful crag lizard), 662 nucleotides long. RefSeq names its product late endosomal/lysosomal adaptor, MAPK and MTOR activator 5 (gene LAMTOR5). Gene Ontology annotation, molecular function: guanyl-nucleotide exchange factor activity. NCBI's taxonomy places the organism in Eukaryota, Metazoa, Chordata, Lepidosauria, Squamata, Cordylidae. The coding region runs from base 116 to 391 and encodes 91 amino acids. The transcript has 4 exons. Gene Ontology annotation, biological process: positive regulation of TORC1 signaling; cellular response to amino acid stimulus. Gene Ontology annotation, cellular component: Ragulator complex; lysosome; cytoplasm. The record is from RefSeq and is a predicted model, not a curated record.